Mangifera indica (mango) is the source of this 1526-nucleotide messenger RNA. Its product is annotated as protein APEM9-like. The coding region runs from base 64 to 1140 and encodes 358 amino acids. Gene Ontology annotation, biological process: peroxisomal membrane transport. NCBI's taxonomy places the organism in Eukaryota, Viridiplantae, Streptophyta, Magnoliopsida, Sapindales, Anacardiaceae. The record is from RefSeq and is a predicted model, not a curated record. The transcript has 6 exons.
UACACAAAUAAGAGCUUAAAUAUUAUCCAUUUUCGAAUCGAGCCAAGAAGAGCACGGAAAAAAAUGGGCGACUCAAACACCUCCGCAUCCACGCCCAAUUCAAUUUGGGAAGAAAUUGAACAUUCUGAAAGUUACCUCGUAUCCUCUAUGUAUGAUGAAGCCGCUUCAUUAUCUUCAUCAGUUAUAAAUCGAUUGCGCGACAAUUUUAAUGUUUCAAAUCAAACUUUAUAUGAUAUGAUGGAAUCUGCAGGCGUGGUCUUCGUUCAGUCUCUCAAAGAACUUGGCAGGGCGUCAGAUAUUAUGAAUGAGCUUAGACAAUUGUUCGUGUCCGUUACUCAUGUCCCUGUUCAAGUUCUUCUCAUUGGGGCCUGUCUGCAGAUAUCAGAAGAAUCAUAUGAUGGUGUUAAGGAAUUUCUCGAGGAAUUUCUUAGGAAGUGGAGUUAUGAAGACAGAAGACACUAUAUUGUUAAUGAUGCCCAAAAAAAGGUGGAUUCCACUGAAGGAUGUGAUGGCCAUUUUGUUUUGGGAAUUGAUCAGUACUGUAAAGUUGCUGAGAUGUAUGCUGUGACGCUCCUGGGGACCGUUUUGAAUGAUGUGGACCUUGCGAUCUCCUGGAUUGAAAAGGCUUCAUUACCCGAGGAAAAACGUAAGGAUAUUUUAAGAAGAUUGCACUCCCUAUAUUCUGUUAAAGCCACCAAUGUGUCACAAGGCUCUUCAUUGCUGUCAGAAGAUUUCCAUGAAGUUCAUUCAUCUUCUUUGAAAAACCCAAUUGUGUCAGAGAGGUCUUCAGAAGCUUUAAAUGUUAAUUACUUGCCUAGCGGAGAGAGUGGUACAAAGCAAGCUCUUUUGAAAUUUUCCAGACAAACAUACCCACGUUUUUUGUGGUUUCGGGCUAUCACUUUGAAGUUUGGUACCGUUCGCAUGGUCAUAUCUAACUGGAAUGUUGCAUUUGGCUGUUUGCUAGUUUUAGCGUAUUAUCUUUUCAGGAGGAAACAAGCUUCUAUAAGGAGGACCAUUCGGAGACGAGUAUUGUCAGUUAAGAAGACAUUGGUUGACUUGUGGCAGCUUGCAUUUUCAUUCCAAGUGAACCCUCUAGCUGCUGUUCAACCACUUCCUGUUGCAACACAAGGCGGUCGAUGAUGAGAUGUCUGGCAGUAUCUUCAGUAAGCUGGGGCACCUGUACUUACAGGCUAAAUGUGCUUCACUUUUAUCCUGGUCAUAAUGCAAGCUUUAUAAACUGAAGAAAAAAGUCAGGCAAAGCACAAAACACGGUAAGAUUAUAUAAGAUGGUUGCAAACAAUUGAUGGAUAAAGGAAGCUAUUUUUUCUCUGGGUUGAGAUAUGCGCCAAAACUCAUAAUUGUGUAGUAAAAUAAUAAUAUAGUAGGUAGUUUUUUCUUUUUUCAAAAUUUUUGUCAAACAUAUUAAUAUAAAUGUUGCUAUUUGUAGUGUGAUCUGCAACCAUGGCUAUACAUUUUUUUAAUGGUUGUUAUUGCUUGUAGUUCAAAUAAAACUGUUAUUAGUUGUA